Messenger RNA from Arabidopsis lyrata subsp. lyrata, 2001 nucleotides. RefSeq names its product putative F-box/FBD/LRR-repeat protein At5g44960. NCBI's taxonomy places the organism in Eukaryota, Viridiplantae, Streptophyta, Magnoliopsida, Brassicales, Brassicaceae. The record is from RefSeq and is a predicted model, not a curated record. The transcript has 3 exons. Bases 514 to 1824 code for a protein of 436 amino acids. Gene Ontology annotation, molecular function: protein binding.
UGACAGUCAGAUUCGAGCAAGAAGCAAUUAACUCCGAUCCUGCAUUGACCGCAUUCAUACAGCAGCUCUACAUUGGCUCAAUUGUCAUUCUCUUCUUCCCAAUUGGCUUUGGCUCAUGGUUGUUUAUACUACUUCAUUUUUUGGCCGACAUUAUUAUUUUACAGGUUUGAAUAAGGUUUACCGUAAACCUCAAGUAACUUGGUUUGGUCCUGCUAGGUUUAUGAAAUUAUUUUUUAUGUGGCUCUUUGGGCCCAAACCCGAAAAUAAAAUAAAUACCCUAGUAGGAGGAUUUCUCGAACCCGAUCUCUCUAAUUAUCAGUGAUCAAUUGGCGGAAUCUCCGGCGAUAAUCUUCCCUCAUAUCAUAUCUACGGAGAAGGUUAGUUCUUCAUUUCUCCUUGGAUUACGUAAGAAUUUUUGACCGACUGCGAACCCUAAAAUUUGGGAUAAAAAUUGAGAAACUCAUCGCCUAAGGAAUCAAUUUUGAUAUUUAUGUUGUUGCUCAUGCUCUAGGGAUGGAGGAGUGCGAUUUUAUCAGCGAAUUGCCGGAUUCUUUGCUAACUCAGAUUCUCUUAAACCUUACCACCAAAGAUUCUGUUAAGACAAGCGUUUUAUCGAAGAGAUGGAGAAAUCUUUGGUUAAAUGUUCCUGGACUUGAAUUAUGCUCCCUUGACUUCCCCUAUCCUUAUGACAAAGGCUUCGCAGGGUUUAUGGGCAGAUUUAUGGAGUUUAACUGCGGCUCACACCUGCAAAAGUUCAAGAUAAUGUAUUUCGAAUGCAAUGGUUAUCGAGAUCGAUUCAUGGACCUGAUCGGUACAGUGGUUGAUCGUGGAAUUCAACACUUUGAAGUUUUUAUGAAUACUUCCAAAAGAGAUGAUUUCUUACGUCAGAACAUUUACAAGAGCAAGACAUUGGUCUUUUUGAAGCUUUAUAAGGUAGAGUUAAAGAAUCCAGAGUCUGGUGUUUUUCUACCUUGUCUCAAGAUCAUGCAUCUGUGCAAAGUUUGUGAUGGUGAGGAUGGUCCUUUGGUUGUGGAGAAGCUCAUCUCAGGAUGUCCUGUUCUUGAAGAUCUUAAGUUGGUUAUGCCUUUUGAUAUUUUGACUCAAAAAGUUCUACGUGUGAGCUCUCAGACUCUGAAAAGUCUUCGUUUAAAUUUUGGCAAUUGUGGUGAAGAUUUUUCAGUUCAGAUUGAUGCUCCAAGACUCAAGUAUAUGGGAUGUUAUGAGUGUCUAUUUGAUAGUAUUAAGGUAAAGAACCUAAGUUCUUUGUUUACUCUCGACAUUAAUACCAAAUAUAAUGUUGAUUAUGGCAGUCUUCUGGCACCAGAGUAUUUAAGGAAUAGAGAUAUUAUUAGUGAUUUUUUAACUGGGAUAUCGAGUGUAAGACAUAUGAUCAUCGGUUACUCGACUUUAAAGGUGCUUUAUUGUUACUCCAAACUGGGAUCUAUUCUCCAAUUCCAUAACUUAUAUUAUUUGCAGGCUUCGUUCUCCAGCUCCUCGUUACAACUAUUGCCAACCUUUCUAGAGAGCUGCCCAAAUCUGAAAAACCUCAUCUUGGAGUUUCCUAUUAAACAAGAGAAUAUCGACUUUCAAAAAGUGCCUCAGUGUUUGAUAUCGACUCUCGAGUAUAUUAAGAUUCAAGAACUGAUAUUGAAGGAGAAAAGUGGGAUUAAACUAGUGAAUUACUUUCUUGAGAAUUCAGCAGUCUUAAAGAAACUGACUCUAAGUUUCAAAUAUUAUUCUAUGAAGAAGCAAGACCUUGAGAGCUACAAGAAGCUUCUUACAUCCACAAAGCUUUCUCCCACAUGUCAAGUUAUCAUUGAUUGACGUGCAGUUGAUGAUGCUGGUGAGCACAUGAGCGUUGUUUCAUUGAACAUUUUACAAUAUUUCUUGCUUUGAUUUCAUUCUCACUUUCAUGGAGGACACUGAAGAUGUUGGUGAGCACAUGACCGUUGUUUCAUUGAACCUUAAUUAACCAAAAAAAAUCGCAGUUAGAGAGUAAGG